UAAAAGGCUGUAGAGCGCCUUUUCCUGCCGCAGUGCCCCUGAUUUCAUCAGCAGAGAUGAGCUACUCUUUUGACAACGUAUUCGGCCCCACAGCCUAUCGCGCUCCACAGCGCAAUGUCUUGAAACCGUCAGGAUCCACUGCUUCAAGCGGGUUCCACUCUCAGUCAUGGUCGCGGGGCUCCACAUCCUCCUCUUACCGCCGCGGAGGAGUAGGAGGCUACAGCCAGCUGUCCUCCACCGACAGUCUGGAGUCAUUUGACGGAGAGAUGAGGUCCCGAAACGAGAAAGAAAUUCUGCAAGCGCUCAACGACCGCUUUGCCGGUUACAUUGACAAGGUGAGGCACCUCGAGCUCCAGAAUAAGAACCUCGAAGCAGAGGCAGUAGCACUAAGGCAGAGCCAAGCCGGCAGGUCGGCAAUCGGGGAGCUCUAUGAACGGGAAAUUGGGGAUCUGCGGAGCAUGGUAGUACAACUGAGCAACGAAAAAUCCCAAGUGCUGCUAGAGCAAGAUCAUAUUGAAGAGGACAUCCAGCACCUGAAGCAAAGGCUGGAUGACGAAGCACGGAGCAGAGAGGAACUUGAAGCAGCAAUCCGAGCCAUGGCCAAGUAUAUUGAUGAGUCCGGUCUAGCUCGCCUGGAGCUCGAUAAAAAGCUGCAGUCACUUCAAGAAGAGGCAACUUUCCUCAAGAAGAACCACGAGGAAGAAGUUGGGGACCUCCUGUCGCAGAUUCAGGGUUCCCAGCUGACAUUCGACGUGAGGGACGCAAUGAAGGCGGAUGUUACCAGUGCCCUGCGGGAGAUCCGCGCUCAGCUGGAUGGCCAUGCUUCCAAAUACGCAACUCAGGCUGAGGAAUGGUUUAAGGUGCGCAUGGAUAAGCUGUCAGAAGCAGCACACUUCAAUACCGAGGCCAUCCGAAGUGCACAGGACGAGAUUGGGGAGUACCGCCGGCAGCUGCAUUCUCGCACAAUUGAACUGGAGACACUGAAGGGGACCAGGGAUUCUCUGGAGAAGCAGCGAUGCGAUAUUGAGGACCGCCAUCACAGCGAUGUCUCCUCCCUACAGGAAACAAUUCACCAGCUGGACAAUGAGCUGAAGAACACGAAGUGGGAGAUGGCUAACCAGUUGAGGGAGUAUCAGGACCUCCUGAAUGUGAAGAUGGCACUGGAUAUUGAGAUCGCUGCUUAUAGGAAACUGCUAGAGGGUGAGGAGACACGGUUUAUCACAAGCAUUAGUCCUUACCCUUACAUGGACAGCACCACCAAGAUCUCUCACAUCAAAGUCAAGGCAGAGGAGAUUUCUGACACUGUAAUUCUGGAGGAACAGACAGAUGAAACCCAAGUGACAGAGGAAGUAACAGAAGAUGGGGAGGCAGGAGAGAAGGAGGGUGAGGUUCAGCAGGAGGAAGGUGAGGAAGGGGAAGAAGAAGAGACUGGUGUGGAAGAAGAAAAAGAAGGGGUAGAAGAGGCUGAGGAGGAGAAGGAAGAGGGAGCUGAAAAAGAAAAAGAGGAAGAAGAGGCAGGUGAGGCACCUGAGGAAGAGUCUAAAGGUGAAGAGGAGAAGCAGUCCGAGCCAUCUACUGAAAAGAAGUCUCCCUCUCCAGAGGCCAAGUCACCUGCUAAAUCACCACAAGACAAACCACCUGCAGUUAAGACCGAGGAAGAAAAAACACCUGCCAAAACACCUGAACCAAAAUUGCCUGCACCCAAAUCCCCUCCUCCAAAAUCUCCUGUAUCUAAAUCCCCAACUGUAAAAUCACCUGAGUCAAAAUCUCCCGCAAAAAAAUCCCCAGAAUCCAAAUCUCCCGCUGGAAAAUCACCAGAGUCCAAAUCACCAUCACAUGCAACGCCAGAGUCCAAAUCUCCAGCCCCCAAAUCACCACUCCAAAAAUCCCCAGAAUCCAAAUCUCCUGCAGAAGACAAGUCUAAAUCUCCCAGCCCCAAGUCCCCUGUCCAGGAGAAGAAGACCCUUGCAGAGGACAAGCCUAAGCCAUCAGCCACCAAAGACAGUGCCAAGCCAGAAAAGGAUGACAAACCUAAGGAGCAACCACAGCUGUCCAAAGAAGACAAAGAGAAGGAGCCUAAGGCCAAGGCAGAAGACAAGUCUGAAGGUAAAGCAAAAGAGGAUCUGCCCGUGAAGAAAGUAGAGAAAACAGAAAAAGAUGAUAUUAAGAAGGAAAGCAAGACAGAAGAGCCCCCCAAGAAGGCAGAGACUCCUAAGCCUUCUCCCAAGCCCACAGAGGAGAAGACUUCACCGAAAGCCACACCACAAGAGGCACCGGUUUCUGCUAAGAAGGAAGAGGAGAAGCCAACCCCUCCAAAGUCAGAGGAGAAGCCAGCCAAAACAGAGGCAAAGCCCAAGGCUGAGGGCAAACCGGCUCAGAAGGAUGUCCCUGAGGAGAAACCUGAACCAAAGAAAGAAGAGAAGAAGCCCGAGCCCACAAAGGAAGAGAAGCCUCAAAUGGAAGUGAAGAAAAAGGAGGAGCCUAAAGCAGCUACAAAGGAGACCACGAAGGCUGAGAAAGUUGAGAAGUCAUCCAGCACUGACACCAAGGAGACCAAGACUACAGAUGAGAAAGCCAAAAAGUGAACUCUAAACAGUGAUUAUUAACAGAGCAGGAUAAGAUGCAGUGGGAAUAAAUUCCAGGUAAAAAUAGAGAGAGAGGGCAAAUGACCUGAGCAGCCUUUACAAAUUAGAUGGCAAAAGCAAGCAAAUAGCAUUUAUUUUGCAGGCAACCAAAACACGUUAUGAUUGCUUCUAUAUAUGAUUGUAGUGAAUGCAGAAUGCUUUUUAUAACACUUGAAUGUGAUGACUGCCCUAACUAUUAAGUGCAUUUAACAAAAAUCCAACAGGCUGGAGAUACAGUGGCAAAAAUAAAUCAUGUUAGUGAAAAAUACUUUCAUAGCUGAAAAAAUCUAAAAGGUGACAUGGAGGAAGAUAUAUAUGGAAGAUAGACAGAUAUGAUAUGUUACAAAUUAAUAGAUUAAUAUAUUACAAACUAUAUACGACUCAUUUACGAAAAAGCAAGGAAUUCUAAAUCGCUCGUUGUGCACCUAAUACACUUUAUGUCAGUUUCAAGCAAUGAUAUGCUGUCUGUAA
Molecule: messenger RNA, 3095 nt
Organism: Megalops cyprinoides (Indo-Pacific tarpon)
Lineage: Eukaryota; Metazoa; Chordata; Actinopteri; Elopiformes; Megalopidae
Product: neurofilament medium polypeptide-like
Exons: 4
Coding region: 57-2585 (842 amino acids)
Biological process (GO): axon development
Cellular component (GO): neurofilament; axon
Molecular function (GO): structural constituent of postsynaptic intermediate filament cytoskeleton
Source: RefSeq, a predicted model, not a curated record